CAGUUAUCUUUUAAGAGAAAAUACAAGGCUUCAAAUACACCUGUACGAGAUCUAAGAGUGCUCUGGCAGAGUCACACCUCUGCAAGUUUAGAGAUGUCAAAGGGAGUCCUGGUCUAGCCAGAAAUGGGAGAGUGACACAAAGUACAGGUGCUUGGGUUGGGCGCGAUGGCUCACUCCUGUGAUCCCAGCACUUUGGGAGGCCGAAGUGGGAGGAUCGCUUGGGCCCAGGAGUUCGAGACCAGUCUAGGCAACAUAGUGAGACCUUGUCUCUAUUUAAAAAAAAAAAAAAAAAGCGGCUCUAGCACUUUGGGAGGCCGAGGCAGGCGGAUCACCUGAGGUCAGGAGUUCGAGACCAUCCUGGCUAACAUGGUGAAACCCCGUUUCUACUAAAAAUACAAAAAAUUAGCCAGACGUGGUGGCAGGCUAAUCCCAGCUACUCGGGAGGCUGAGGCAGGAGAAUCGCUUAAACCAGGGAGGCGGAGGUUGCAGUGAGCCGAAAUCGCGCCAUUACACUCCAGCCUGGGCAACAAGAGUUAAACUCCGUCUCAAAAAAAAAAAAAAAAAAAAGAAUGCCUCACAAAAAUUCAAGAAAUACAGCGACUGCAGAUGGGUCGGUUUCACUACAGCACAAGCAGCGGAAAAAGGACCCAGAUCGGGGAGAAAUCACCCCACAAAGAUGACAACUGAGGAAUGAGGAGUGGGGACUGACACACGCUACGGUGAAACCUUGCACCACGACCAAAGGCGGUCCUAGGACUGCGACUAUGCGGGCGCAGAGGCCACCCCCCAGGCUUGGCGGGUGGGUAAAGUCAGGGCUGGGGGCCUGCUCAGUGUGGCCUUAGGGAGGAACUUCGGGGGCCUCCUCUCUCCCCAUCGAACCCCUGAGCAGUUCCCGAACAGAAAUCAGAGACCAGACGGCGCCUGGGCCCCAGCCCUCCCACGGGGACUGCACCUUGGGCCUGGCUCGGAGGCGGGUCAGAGUCUGCGAAAGACCAGCGAGGACUCUCGGGUUUCGGGGCGGGCGGCGGGCGCCCACCCCCGCCAGCACCGGGAGCCGCGCGGCGACCGGCGAGCCCGGCAGGCAGGACAGGACUGCGGCGCAGGUCUGGCUCAGGCGGAGGAAGCAGCCGCCGCCCCAGCUGACGGAGUGCGGUCGGGGGCUUCCCAGAGGAGGCGGCAACAUCGAGCCCUUUCGAACGUUUCCACCCGGCUAGCUCACGUAGCCUCGGCACGGCCCGGCCCCGCCCCACCCACUCCGGCCACCGCCCCACCCACUCCGGCCACCGCCCCCUCCCCGGCCUACACUUCGCGGGUGGGGCGACCUGCGACAGCCCCUUUAAGAGGCGUGGUCACGUGCUCCGCCCCCACCUCCCCCUCGCGCGCCAGUAAGGGGUGGGGUGCAGGAGGAGGUACCGGGGAGGUGGGGGGAGCGAAGUGUGCGCUGCUGCGCAGACGCGGUGGUCGGACGACAGACCGUGUGUUUCCAAAAUGGCGGCAGCGAUGGAUGUGGAUACCCCGAGCGGCACCAACAGCGGCGCGGGCAAGAAGCGCUUUGAAGUGAAAAAGUGGAAUGCAGUAGCCCUCUGGGCCUGGGAUAUUGUGGUUGAUAACUGUGCCAUCUGCAGGAACCACAUUAUGGAUCUUUGCAUAGAAUGUCAAGCUAACCAGGCGUCCGCUACUUCAGAAGAGUGUACUGUCGCGUGGGGAGUCUGUAACCAUGCUUUUCACUUCCACUGCAUCUCUCGCUGGCUCAAAACACGACAGGUGUGUCCAUUGGACAACAGAGAGUGGGAAUUCCAAAAGUAUGGGCACUAGGAAAAGACUUCUUCCAUCAAGCUUAAUUGUUUUGUUAUUCAUUUAAUGACUUUCCCUGCUGUUACCUAAUUACAAAUUGGAUGGAACUGUGUUUUUUUCUGCUUUGUUUUUUCAGUUUGCUGUUUCUGUAGCCAUAUUGUAUUCUGUGUCAAAUAAAGUCCAUUUGGAUUCUAGAA
Molecule: messenger RNA, 1991 nt
Organism: Pongo pygmaeus (Bornean orangutan)
Lineage: Eukaryota; Metazoa; Chordata; Mammalia; Primates; Hominidae
Gene: RBX1
Product: ring-box 1
Exons: 5
Coding region: 1489-1815 (108 amino acids)
Molecular function (GO): zinc ion binding
Source: RefSeq, a predicted model, not a curated record